Molecule: messenger RNA, 774 nt
Organism: Quercus lobata
Lineage: Eukaryota; Viridiplantae; Streptophyta; Magnoliopsida; Fagales; Fagaceae
Exons: 2
Coding region: 1-774 (257 amino acids)
Source: RefSeq, a predicted model, not a curated record
AUGGACUUUAUGAUGAAUGCCCUUAGAGGAUGGGUGUCUAGCGACCUCGAUGACUUGGUCCAUCACAUUGAUUCACCAUUCACUGCGUCCGUCACUUCGUUCCCCUUUCCACCAAAGUUUCAUAUGCCACAGGUGGAAAGCUACGAUGGAUCUAAGGACCCCCUAGACCACUUGGAGUCUUUCAAGACCCUGAUGCAUCCUCAAGGGGUGGCAGACGAGAUAAUGUGCAGAGCCUUCCCCACCACGCUGAAGGGACCUACAAGGAUUUGGUUCAGUAGGUUGACACCUAACUUCAUUCGUAUCUUCAAGGAGUUAACUGCCCAGUUUGCCUCACAUUUCAUCGAGGGACACAAGUAUAAGAAGUCCAUUGCAUGCCUGAUGAACAUUAGGCAGCGGGAGGAUGAGAUGCUGAGAUCUUACAUUACCCGCUAUAACAAGGAGGCCCUCUUGAUCGACAAAGUUAAAAACAAGAUACUCAUGACUACAUUCACAAAUAGGCUACGGAAGGGUAAGUUCAUAUUUUCUCUGUAUAAGAAUGACCUAAAGACUAUGUCAGAUGUGCUUUACAGGGCGACCAAGUACAUGAAAACGGAAGAUGCAUUAUUGGCCCGAGAAGAGAAGCCCAAGAAAAGGGAAAGACAGAAAGAUGACGAAGGAACCCUAACAUUUCCUGGCAAGCUGAAGGAAGAUCCUAAUAAGAGGUCUAAAGACAAGUACUACCGCUUCCACCGUGAUUACAAUCGUAACACAGCCGACUGCUACGACUUGAAGUAA